Messenger RNA from Aethina tumida (small hive beetle), 1331 nucleotides. RefSeq names its product presenilins-associated rhomboid-like protein, mitochondrial (gene rho-7). The transcript is spliced from 8 exons. The coding region runs from base 178 to 1236 and encodes 352 amino acids. Gene Ontology annotation, cellular component: membrane. Gene Ontology annotation, molecular function: serine-type endopeptidase activity. The record is from RefSeq and is a predicted model, not a curated record. NCBI's taxonomy places the organism in Eukaryota, Metazoa, Arthropoda, Insecta, Coleoptera, Nitidulidae.
CCCAAACCCUGUGUCAAAGCGGUUUGUGUGGCUAAUAUCAAACAUAAAAGAUAAAAAUUCCCAACGUCAUUUAUUACUUUUACAUUCAGUCAAAAUUAAUCCAACAAAAACACAAAUACUCGACUGCCCAAUAAUGUGCAACAAUUUAAGUACACACACAUAACUUAUCAAAAUACAAUGGCACUAAGUCGUAUGUGUAGAAUUUCCGAUUUAUGUUCCUCAAGGUAUCCAGUGCUGCUGAGACCACAAAGAUGCGACGCAAAAUUCGCCAAACAAACGAGACAAUUCAGAAAGGGCAGAAAUCAAGAGUAUGAAAAAAUCAAUGAGAACCCAGAUAGUGUAGCGACUCCAUUUACAGUCCUCACUGAAGCCAGGAAUUUGACGUUCGCCCACCUGUGGAAACCCUUCCUGUUUACCGUUGGGUUCACAUCCUUUUCUUUGGUGGGAGCCGCAAUAUGGGAGUACGAAAACAUGAGAUCGCACGCACAAACCAUGCUCAAAAGACCCAUCAGGCAUUUCAAAGCGAAACUAGAACAGGUAUUUACUGUUCAACAAGGUGGCACCACCAUGUCAGGAAAAGUGAAAAAAUGGUGGAACUCGUUGAGUCCAGGAGAACGGGUGUUCGUACCGAUUUGUGCCAUAAAUUUGUUGGUGUUCGCCGCCUGGCGCGUGCCUAGAUUGCAGCCAAUCAUGCUGAAAUACUUCUGUUCAAAUCCUGGCAGUUCGAGUGUUGUUUUGCCAAUGGUUUUAUCUACUUUUAGUCACUACUCGCUCUUCCAUUUAUUAGCCAACAUGUAUGUGCUGCACAGCUUCAGCACAGGUGCUGUUCACAGUUUAGGGCAGGAACAGUUCCUAGCUUUGUACCUGGGUGCUGGAGUCAUAUCCAGUUUUACAAGUUAUGUGUACAAAGUUAUUGUUAAAAAACCAGGUCUAUCCUUAGGAGCAUCAGGGGCAAUAAUGGGGAUACUAGGAUAUGUAUGCACACAGUAUCCUGACACUAGACUAGGAAUAAUCUUGAUACCAUUCUUCACUUUCUCAGCGGGAGCGGCGAUAAAAUUCAUAGUUGGUUUAGAUACGGCUGGUGUCUUAAUGGGUUGGAAAUUUUUCGAUCAUGCAGCACAUUUAGGUGGAGCCGCCACAGGAAUAUUAUAUGCACUUUAUGGAAACAAAUACAUCUGGCAGAAACGCGAGCCAAUUUUGCAGUACUGGCACGAUAUACGCGGCUCCAUUAAGUGAUAUUCGUAACGUUUAUAUCGUAUUUGUACAUAUGGACCUUGAGAGAAUUAUUUAUAAUAUGAUGUAAUUUAUACUGUAUUAAAAAAUAAUUCAAA